This is a messenger RNA of Paramisgurnus dabryanus, 2516 nucleotides long. NCBI's taxonomy places the organism in Eukaryota, Metazoa, Chordata, Actinopteri, Cypriniformes, Cobitidae. The record is from RefSeq and is a predicted model, not a curated record.
ACGCAAAACACUGCUCACACAUUCACACUUGCACGCGCAUCCAUUGCGCGUUCACGGCCUGAAACUCGCAUCGUUUCUAAAACGUAGUAGUAAUAGUAGUGCUGUUUUCAAUGUAGUUUUUCACUCGACUGAAGGUGAUUGUGGAGUUAAAAUGUUUCCUAUUGCCAUUCUGAGAAUAAAGUUGAAGAGAACCUAGAAGUGAAGCAGAUGGUUGUGUGUUGUGUUAAUGUAUGAGUGUGUGUGAGUGUUGCGAUGAGUGUUGGUUGUGAAGAAGGGGGGCCUUCUGUCCGCCCCCCAUGCACUCUAAAUGUGAAGAAAGUCUAUGGUGAUAGCACAGAAGAACUAUAUUCUCCAGAGUCUCUCAGACUCAACGCCAUGUCACCUGACCUGAGGCAGGACUUCAAUAUGAUGGAGCAGAAAAAAAGAGUUACACAGAUUCUGCAAAGUCCAGAUUUUAAGGACGAGCUGGAGUGUAUGGUAAAAGAGCAAUACUCUAAGAGCAGUAACUCUGGUGGUCUGUUAGGUCACAUCGCGCACAUCCUCAUCAGCAACACGCUUAGCAACACCGGAGUGCAAAGCCCCAGCAGCGUGGGGUCAGUAAGUCCAGUGAAUGAUCUGUGUGGUGCGGAGUGGAUGCAUUGUUCUAAAGCCGAGAGGCAGGGACGCUGUAAACUGGCUUGUUUGUACCGCCUACUGGACCUGUAUGGACACACCCACUUCCCAAAUACAUACGUUACGCUGCGUGUGAGCAAAGAGCAAGAUCAUAUUCUCAUUCUUCCUAAAGGACUCUCAUUCUCAGAAGCCACUGCUGCCAGUCUGGUGAAGGUGAAUCUGAUUGGUGAGGUGGUUGAUCAGGGAGCAACUGCACUGCCUGUGGAUGUUUUGGGAUUCAAACCCCAUUCGGCAGUCUAUUGCGCUAGACCGGAUGCCAAAUGUGUUAUACAUACAUACACACCAACUACAGCUGCAGUCUCCUCUAUGAAAUGUGGCAUCUUACCCAUUUCCCAUGAAGCUUUGCUGUUGGGGGAGGUAUCUUAUUUUAGCUACUAUGGUGAUUUGGAUGAUGAACAGGAGAAGAUGGAACUACAGAAAGCUUUGGGUCCCACUGCCAAGAUUUUGGUGCUGAGGAAUCAAGGCUUACUGGCAUUUGGAGAAACUACAGAGGAAGCCUUUCAUUAUUUGUACCACAGCCACCAAGCCUGUGAGAUACAGGUUAGUGCUCUGCUUUCUGCAGGUGGUGUUCAAAACCUUCGCGUGUUAGACAGAGCAAAUCUCAAAGCAGCCCCUUCGGUGAAUCCCAGUGGAAAAGUGUCAGAUGGACAGAUCAGAUGGAGAGUUGGAGAGGCAGAAUUUGAGUCUCUUAUGAGAAUGAUGGAUAACUUAGGCUACAGGACUGGUUACACCUACCGCCAUCCCAUAGUCAAAGAGAAACCUAGACACCAUAAUGACGUUGAGAUCCCAGCAACCGUCUCUGGGGUGGGACUGGAGGAAACGGACGGCUUCCCGCAGAGUCCUUUGCACUUGCAGGCACACAAGCGGGACAGAGAGAGGAUACGAUGGUUAAAUUCACCUAACAGCUACCUAAAGGUCAAUGUACCCGAGGAGUCGACCAAUGGCACCUGUAGUCCACGUACUAAAACCAUGUGGAUGAAGUCGGAAGAUUCGGGCAGCUGCAAGGACACCCCAAUUAAGAUUGAGGACCCCAACCAGUUUGUCCCACUAAAUACCAACCCCAGUGAAGUACUGGAAAAGAGAAAUAAGAUUCGGGAGCAGAACAGAGUAGAUUUAAAGACGGCAGGACCAAAGUCUCAACUGCUGGCAGACAUUGUGAUCGACAAACCACCCGGUCCAGCUUUCAUUUAUGAGGAUGAGGAGCAGACAGCUUCCCUACCACCCAACCCUUUUGACCAAUCAGAGGCCGAGCUUCAGGAUUACACGCAAACUGUGGAAAAUAAGUGCAACCAAUCAGAGGCCGACGAUGAGUUGACUGAUGGAGAAAUGACAACAUAUGAUGGCUCCACGGUGUCCCUGUCAAUCUCACCCCUCAUGAGCCCAGAAAGAGGAGACUGUCUCUCAGCUCUUUUACAAAGCAGCGACGACCUUACGCAGGAUGAUGACCUCACUCUACAGGUCACGGAGCUCAGCAUCACUAAAGAGAUGCAGGUCUCCAUAACAACCACCGUCGCCAAUGACAUUUCAAUCACCAGCUCCUCUGAAAGUCAGAAAUCUCCUAAAAAGAAGAAAAAGAAAUUCCGUACUCCUUCCUUCCUGAGGAUGUCUAAAAAGAAAGAGAAAGGAAAAAACAAAAAGGAACAAGAAAAGGAAAAAGAGGAAAUAGAUGAAGAAAAAGAGUGUAAGGACCCAGUCAAAAUGGAAUAAUCUGUAAUAUGUAAAAUUAUUGUAAAAUAAAUAAUUUGUAAGAUGAUUGUUGGUUAUAUAGUUUAAGUAUAGGGUCCUGUGUUAAAGGGACACUCCACUUUUAAAAAAAAAAUAUGCUCAUUUUCCAGCUCCCCUGG